Acyrthosiphon pisum (pea aphid) is the source of this 1066-nucleotide messenger RNA. Its product is annotated as RING-box protein 1-like. Lineage: Eukaryota; Metazoa; Arthropoda; Insecta; Hemiptera; Aphididae. The transcript has 2 exons. The record is from RefSeq and is a predicted model, not a curated record. Bases 518 to 847 code for a protein of 109 amino acids. Gene Ontology annotation, molecular function: zinc ion binding.
ACAUGUUAUGCACAUAUUAAUGCGUACCUAAUCGUACAAGCUAAAAAAUCUUAAAAGUAUCACGGUUCAAAAUAAUGCAUAAUAUAUUUUCCAAAAAAACAUGAAUAAUCCCUAAGCUUUGUAGGUUAAAGCAUCAACCCUAGCACACGCAGCGCAGCCUGUGGCCGUUUAAUCGUGCGAUUCAUUUCGGGUCGUUAUCAGAAGCGAAUUUAGGACUUUUAUUUUUCUUCAUGAUAUUGUGAUUACCUACAUGGUUUAUUGUGUACACAAUAUUUGUUUUGUUCAGGUUAUUCAAUUAUUAUUGAUUUAUUGCCUUAUAUUAUUGGCAAUUUUAUGAUUUUUGGUUAUAAUAUAUUGCAUCAUCAUCAUCAUCAAACAAAACAAUCUUUCCUGUAUUUCUGAACACUAGAAAGUUUGAUACCUUGAUCUGUGUAUAGUCUUGUCUUUUAUACUUAAACAUUGUUUAUAGAAACAUAAUAUAAGUACAGUGUUGUUUUCACAUUUUAACGACUGAAAUAUGGAAGAUGAUAAAGAUGUUAAAGCUUCACUAUCAAGUAUUAGUAGUCCUAAAGUUAAGAAAUUAUUUGAAAUAAAGAAAUGGAAUGCUGUUACUUUAUGGGCUUGGGACAUCGUUGUGGACAAUUGUGCCAUUUGUCGUAAUAACAUCACGGACUUAUGCAUCGAGUGUCAAGCCAAUCAAAAUGUAGGGUCUAGAGAUGAAUGUACAGUUGCGUGGGGCACAUGUAAUCAUGCUUUUCAUCUUCACUGCAUAUCUCGUUGGUUAACAACUCGACAAGUAUGUCCACUUGAUAACAAAGAAUGGGAACUCCAGAAGUAUGGUUUAUAGAAAUACAUCUGGAAUACAUUUUAACCUACAUUUCAUUACUUGUAUGAAUAAUAAAUAUUCAAUUAUUAUUAAAAUGUCCAUGAUAUAAAUAUUUAAAGAAAAAAAAUUACAUUGCCAACCACUAAAUUAAUAUAUAUAAUUAAUAUUUAUCCUGUAAAAUUUUAAAUUCAAUUCAUUUUACAAUAAACGACUCUGUGUACUAUGGAUAUAACUGAUGAA